CUCUCACUCUCUCUCUUCGUCCUUUUUCUCUCUGAGAAGCACAGAAGCAAGUUAGCUUUGUUUCUUUUUCUUUAUUUUCUUCUUAUAUAUCGUCCAUGUUUUUUUGCUUUGAAUUCUGUGUUUAUCGCCAUGGGAGCGUAACUUUUCCUUAAACCAGGAAUCCGUCUUGUGAGUUCGUAGACACGACAUGGUUUCGCUUCUAACAGGAAGAGAAUAAAACGUCACGCCGGUUUUUGAAUUUUGUUCGAUUUUUGUCUUAGUGUUACUUACAGCUUUUGAUGCGUUUGCUUGAGUAGAUUAGUUUAAUUUCGUUGGAUCACAUUGGGAUAAUCUCUGAGAACGUUUUCUUACGGUAGUUUUGAUAUUUAAGUUUAGAGUGGAGCUGUUUUUUGAAGUCAUGGAACGUUUUGGGCUUAAAACAUGGAUCUGGAUAUGACUGCGAUGAACUGAGUUUGAACACUUUGUUCUUCUCUUUGCUUUUAAGAGAUUUUUUUAAAUGUAUGUAUGGAUCUUUGUAACCUUUUCUUUGAUUAAUUUGGUAGAUUUGAAACGCAGUUUUUAUCUGAAAAUUUCGUGUUCUUCCAUAUGGAUGAAUAUGAUUUGUAAUGGUAGGUAUUGACAUGAUAUUUUCUGUUUUCCUUUGCAUUUGGUUUAGUAUUUGGAAUUUGCUUCAACUAGUUGUGGCGGAUCUAAUUGGCUGCUAAUCAACUUUUUUUAUGCCUGUGUUGAAGAUAACUUUCUCAUACGUAAUUAAAUCUUGCUAGUUUAAUGCUUCUUGAUAUGAUAAUUAUAGAAUUAGUUGAAGAUAAGAAGAUAUGCUGUAGGGAUGUCAUGUUAUGAAUGGAUUUUGCAGAUGGAUACAGUUCAAAUAAAAAGCAAAGGUACUUGCAGCGAAGAUAUGUCACCUGAGCCGUCUGUUUCUCCGGAAAUUUCGAGUUCAUGGGAUGACUUUGGAGAUUCUGAGGCUCUUCCUCAAAUUGGGGAUGAAUUUCAAGCAAUAAUUCCCCCUCUUAUGGUCAAAUCAGACUAUUUAGAGCUUUUGAAAAGUCAAGCUGAUGGUUUGCAUGAUAUUUAUGUUGGAUUUCCUGCACCGGUAGCUCGUAUUGAUGAUGUUGGGAUUCUGAAACAGAUGCAAACUAAUGGUAGUAAUAAUAUUGUUUUGGCAUCAAACCAAAAUGACUUAGAAGCUAGUGAGGCUAGAACCUGUGAUGCCAUGGAAAACAAGGAUUUUCUGUUGCAUCAAGAAAUGAAGAUGAACAUGAAUGAAAACAAUGUUGAUAAUGGCCAAUGGGUGAUUCCUGUUUCCUUGAAUGAUUCCUGGAGUGACAUGGAAAUGGCUAGUCUUCUACUUGGAUUAUACAUUUUUGGGAAGAACCUCGUUCAGGUGAAGAAAUUUGUUGGAACAAAACAGAUGGGUGAUAUUCUUUCAUUCUAUUAUGGGAAAUUUUAUGGAUCUGAGAAAUACCGCAGAUGGUCGGCAUGUCGUAAAGCAAGAGGCAAGAAAUGCAUUUGUGGACAGAAGUUAUUUAGUGGCUGGAGGCAACAGGAGUUGUCAUCUCGCUUGCUUUCCUCAUUAUCAGAGGAAAAGCACAAUACCUUUGUGGAGGUUUCUAGGAGAUUUGUUGAGGGUAAAGUAUCGCUAGAGGGAUAUGUAUUCUCUUUGAAAGCUACAGUUGGGUUAAAUGCACUUGUAGAGGCUGUUGGAAUUGGUAAAGGAAAACAAGAUCUCACCAUCCCCACCAUGGAUCCAAUUAAGUCUAAUAACGCUCAUCCUGCCCGGCCAGAAAUUCCAGUUGGUAAAGCAUGUUCCACACUAACACCUGAUGAAAUCGUCAAAUUUCUAACAGGAGGUUUUAGGUUGAGCAAAGCCCGAUCGAGUGAUCUCUUCUGGGAGGCUGUUUGGCCCCGCUUGUUAGCAAACGGGUGGCACUCCGAGCAGGCUAACAAUUACGUUACUACUUUUGGUUUAAAACACUCUUUGGUGUUCUUGAUCCCUGAUGUGAAGAAAUUCUGCAGAAGAAAACAAGUUAAGGGAGAACAUUACUUUGAUUCCAUUAGUGAUGUCCUGAGUAAGGUUGCUUCAGACCCUGGGCUUCUUGAUCUUGACAUUGUUGUAGAAAAACACUGCAGUGACAAGGAAAGUAGUGAGCUGACUGGCAAAACAAAGCAGGAUCAGGAAGAUUUCCCUAGUCAGCAACGUUACUGCUAUCUUAAGCCACGAACUCCUGUUCAUAGUGCAGAUACAAUGAAAUUCAUGGUUGUUGAUACAAGUUUGGCUGAUGAAAGCACACCUAAAGUCCGAGAACUACGAAGUUUGCCAGUCGAAUUUACAAAUAUAUAUUCAUCCAAAAGUAGUUCUGAAGAUGAUGAGCAUAUUUCUUCAGAGAUUUUGAUGGAUGAUACUCAUUCUGAUAAUACUAUGCAUUUUGACAAGGAAGCAACUGACAUUUCCAAAGCCACAAGAGUCAGCUUGGAUAAAGAAGUUCAUAUUGAUGAGGAAACUUGUGUAGAUAAUUCUUCAAAUAAUGAGUCUCCGGAUGAUGGCAGCCUACAUUCUACUAAUAUCAACGUGAAAAUUCAGGAGGAUAAGCAAUCUUUACUGGACAACACACAAGAAAGAAAGGCUAUUCAGUGCCAAAUGAGCCAGGGAAACCCCAAAUCUGAUAUUGAUAUCACUGCUUAUACCAAACCAAGCUGGGAAUUAAACACUUGCAGCCAACAAGCAAGCUACAGUUCAUUUAAAAUAUUCACAGGUCCUGAGCUAAAAGAUCAGGAGCACAGUUCAUUUGAUCGUUACGAUUUAAACCGCGACAUUCUCGUACAAAUCGAUUCGUCCAAGGAGAACUGGCCAUUGUCUUCUUUGUCCAGGAGCAGUACAGUUACUAGUUGUAUUGAUGUUCCACAAAGUAGACAUGUUCCUCAUUCUUUGAUCGACCUUAAUUUGCCGAUUCCUCAAGAUUCCGACAGCCAUGGAAGCUCCACCACAGAAAUGAAAGAACUAAAAAGUGUGGAUAUUUCAGAACGUGACUCAACCAUGGUUUCUAGACGACAAAGUAAUCGAAACCGACCACCGACAACUCGAGCUCUCGAAGCUCAUGCUUUAGGACUAUUGGAUGUAAAACAGAAGCGAAAGAGUAGGGAUGUCUUUCUAGAAGAGAAUUGUAUGUUGAGAACUUCUGAGCAGGCUCAUGCCAAGGUGAGACACACAGAUAAGUUUGAACUAGAUGACAGAGAAAGUACUAUUUGCAAUGACAAUGGUAAUAUGUUCCAAAAACUGGAAGCUUAAUUAGACAUAGAACAAAUGCUACUUUGUAAUCUAUUUGAGCCUUAUGGUGAACCAACUCUCCUUGCCAACUUCGACCAGUUCUCGGUGGUAAUUCAGAAACCAAGCCCCUUUAGUUGUCUCUUAAGUUAUUUUUUGCUGCACACAGUUCGUAUCUCGGCCAACGUUUCUCUUCGAUCGCUCCGUUCUCGAACGCUCCUCGUUUUUGCUCUGCACAGUGUCCAGUGGUGAAAGUAAAACAUGUCCUUCAUCUUCCCAUCCUCAGAAAGAGAGCUGGUGAUUAUGCUAUACGCUCCGUCCACCCGGCUAUGUCGAAUGUAAAUAUCGAACAAGAAGGUUAAGGAGGUCUGGAAUGGAUUACUUGAGUGUAGAAUCAAUGGCAGAAGGUUGGUGUAUCUGUUUCCUUUUUAGAGCAUACAGAUUCCAGAAGCUAAACAGCUAAUUAUUGUGCAGGUUCUAAGUUCUUACCUUUUGAAUGGAAUGGAAGAUGGGCAUUGUUUGUUUAUUCAUUUCUCUUUGGAAAACAGAAGUUUAGACAAAGAACCAAUGGAAUACCUUAGAACCAAGUAAUCAUGUUGAACUGUUUUGGUUUGCUGAGUUUUUAUUAUUUUAGAUCUUGUAAAGUUUUUAUUAUCAAUUCAUGGACACGUUUGCGUUGA
Cucurbita pepo subsp. pepo (vegetable marrow) is the source of this 3942-nucleotide messenger RNA. RefSeq lists its product as uncharacterized. The record is from RefSeq and is a predicted model, not a curated record. Gene Ontology annotation, cellular component: nucleus. Gene Ontology annotation, molecular function: transcription corepressor activity. NCBI's taxonomy places the organism in Eukaryota, Viridiplantae, Streptophyta, Magnoliopsida, Cucurbitales, Cucurbitaceae.